AUGCAGAGGGACUUGAGUGACAAAGCAAGUCGAAGAUCACAAGCUUACAUAGCGGCAUCUGAAGGGAGGUCUCUGGAAAUUUUAUGCGAGUUUUGGAGAGAAGAAGGUGUUUCUCCGAUGGAUAAUCGGGGUGAUACCAUUCUUCACUUUCUAGCAAUCCAUGGUAACUUGGCGGGUUUCGAGAUUCUUGAUUCUAAUUUGAGCAUUAAAGAUUUGGAAAUUAGGAAUAGUAAUGGAGAUACACCAUUGCAUGAAGCUGCAAAAUUUGGUAAACAAGAUGUGGUGGAGAUGAUUUUGAAGAAGGAGAAGGAGUUAGUUUUUAUGCGCAACAACUUAGGUGAGACACCACUUUACGUAGCCGCGGCAAGUGGAGAGAAAGAUGUAUUUACUCUUCUGGCAAAUUGUGAUUUUAGUGAGGUAACUAUGAAGAGGAAUGAUGGUAAAACUGUUCUUCAUGCAACAGUAGCCCAUAAUUGUUAUGAUCUAGCAAUAUAUAUUGUGAAUCAAUAUCCUGAACUUGUUAACCAACGUGAUAAUGAGAAAAUAAGUGCUUUGAAUGUGUUGGCUACAAAGCAAUUAUCAUUCAAGAGUGGAUCUGAUUAUUUGUUUGAAGAAAUUGGGAAGACACCUUCUGUUCCUGUUCAGAUGAUUGAAACUAUGAUCUAUUCUUGUAUUCCUCCUUUGUAUACACAAGCUAGCACCAAAAUUGUCAGCAGAAAAAGGUUUUUAUUUACCAAUUUUGUGUUAGGUAAUUUCUGGUUACAAGUCAUUGAUGAAGCAAAGCAAAACCAUGUUCUUGCUCUAAUAUUAGCAAAAAUGUUGCUGGAAAAUUAUGAUUGGAGCUAUAAUACUGAUUACAUUGUGCCAAAUCCACUAAUACAAGCAUCAAAUCUCAAAAUCAAUGAGUUAGUUGUUGAAAUUUUGGAAAUUUACCCUGAAGUUGUUGAGACAUUGGAUGAACAAAAGAGGAACAUAUUGCAUAUAGCAGUGGAACAUAAGAAUAGAUUUUUGUUUGAUUAUUUGGUCAAAAAAGUGGCUCAUAUAGAAAGGAUGUUGGCUGAUAUUGAUGAAGAAGGGAAUACAAUAUUGCAUUAUGCAGCAAAUGUUGGGUCACCAUUUAGGACAUCAAGUUCAGAGCAUUUUGAGGAAGUGUGGUGUGUAUUGUCUGUGUUCAUGAUGAUGUGGGGGAUUCUUUGGUUUAAGCACGUAAAAUACCACGUACAUCCACGCCUAUGGGACGUUAAAAACUCCAAAGGUGUAACAGCAGAAGAACUAUUCGAAAAAAACCAUCUACAAAUACGAAAAGAAGCAGAGGACGCGAUUAGAAACCUCGCGAAUUCAGCUCUGAUACUUGCUACUCUCCUCUGCACAGUCAAUUUCGCCGCGAUUUUCACAGUUCCUGGAGGAUUUGAUCAGAAAACUGGCCUACCAAUUCUCCUCCAAAAUUUGAAACGCGAACUAUUGAUGUUGAUAUUUUACUUAGGUGCAGCACUUAUAAGUUCAGUAGUCACAAUAGGUACAUUGCUAUCAUUUAUUCUUUGCAAAUUUCAUAGUGAUGAUUUUUACAUUUCUUUGCCUAUAAGGGUCAUAAUUGCUAUGGUUUCAGUAUUUUAUGCCACAACAUUUUCAGUUUUGGCAUGUGUGCAAACACUAAAUCUUGAUAAUAUUUUUUUGAACAAAGAUGUAUGGUGGCUAAUUAUAGUUAUGGUAGUUGUUGGAUUUAUUAUGACCCUUAUUUAUAUAGAUUUAGCAUUUCCAAUUUUUGAUUAUUUGUAUUAUUUUGUUUCUUAUUCAUUUAUAUCCAAUAAGAGAGGAGUUAUGUAA
This is a messenger RNA of Solanum verrucosum, 1824 nucleotides long. RefSeq lists its product as uncharacterized. The coding region runs from base 1 to 1824 and encodes 607 amino acids. The record is from RefSeq and is a predicted model, not a curated record. The transcript has 6 exons. Gene Ontology annotation, molecular function: protein binding. Lineage: Eukaryota; Viridiplantae; Streptophyta; Magnoliopsida; Solanales; Solanaceae.